Gadus morhua (Atlantic cod) is the source of this 4512-nucleotide messenger RNA. RefSeq names its product NLR family CARD domain-containing protein 3. The coding region runs from base 86 to 3073 and encodes 995 amino acids. The record is from RefSeq and is a predicted model, not a curated record. NCBI's taxonomy places the organism in Eukaryota, Metazoa, Chordata, Actinopteri, Gadiformes, Gadidae. Gene Ontology annotation, molecular function: protein binding. The transcript is spliced from 9 exons.
GGUUACCAGUGCUCAGUCUGUACAGCAGCAUCAAACAGAGCUGAUCAAGAGGGCUGAGCAGAAUAGACACCCUUUCCUAGACAAGAUGCUGAAGAAGUUCUGGAUGGGUCCCUUCCUACAUUACCCACAAUGCUCAGAGAUUAACAGGGAGGAGGAGGAGGUGAAUGGAUCUGAUGCUGUCGAGUGCCAACAUAAAAUAAAGUCUAAUUUGAAGAAGAAGUUCAGGGUUGUGUUUGAGGGAAUCGCUAUAGCAGGACAGCGAACAGAUCUGAAUGACUUCCUCACAGAGAUCUUCCUCACAGAGAGAGGCAGUGGAGAGGUCAACAAGGAACAUGAGGUCAGACUGAUUGAAACAGCUUCCAGGAAACCAGCCAUGGAGGAAACACCAAUCAGAUGUGAGGACAUCUUUAAACCCGUACCUGGAAGAGAUCAACCAAUCAGGACAAUGAUGACAACUGGGGUGGCCGGCAUUGGUAAAACCGUCUUAACACAGAAGUUCACCCUGGACUGGGCCAAAGGCAAAGCCAACCAGGACUUACACUUCACAUUUCUCCUCACUUUCAGAGAGCUGAAUUUACUAAAAGGGAAAGAAUUUAGCUUGGUGGAACUUCUUCAUCACUUCUUUAUUGAGACCAAAGAAGCAGGAAUCUGCAGUUACGACCGGUUUCAAGUUGUCUUCAUCUUGGAUGGUCUGGAUGAGUGUCGACUUCCUCUGGAUUUCCAGAGAAACCCGAUCUGGACUGAUGUCACAAAGUCCACCUCGGUGGACGUGUUGCUGACAAACCUCAUCAGGGGCGACCUGCUUCCCUCCGCUCGCAUCUGGAUAACCACACGCCCUGCGGCAGCCAAUCAGAUCCCUGCUAAAUGUGUUGACAUGGUGACAGAGGUGAGAGGGUUCACCGACCCACAGAAAGAGGAAUACUUCAGGAAGAGAAUCAGAGAGAAGACACUGGCCAGCACAAUCAUCUCCCACGUCAAAAAAUCACGAAGCCUCCACAUCAUGUGUCACAUCCCAGUCUUCUGUUGGAUCACGGCUACAGUUCUGCAGGACCUCUUCAAAACAUCCAAGAUAGGAGAUGAGAUACCCAAGACCGUGACUCAGAUGUACAGCCACUUCCUGAGGGUCCAGUCCAAACAGGUGAACAGAGAGUAUCCUGGGAGAGCUGAACCAGAUGCCCACUGGAGUUCAGAGAGCAGGGAGAUCAUUGUUUCUCUCGGAAAACUGGCUUUUAACCAGCUGGAGAAAGGCCACCUGAUCUUCUACGAGGCAGACCUGGCAGAGUGUGACAUCGAUAUCAGAGCAGCCUCAGUGUACUCAGGAGUGUUCACCCAGAUCUUUAAAGAGGAGUGUGAUCUGUACCAAGACAAGGUGUUCUGCUUUGUCCAUCUGAGCCUCCAGGAGUUUCUCGCUGCCCUUUAUGUCUUUAAGUCCUUCAUCAACACUGAUGUCAAUCUGCUCUCAGAAGAACCACCAACAUCCAGGCAAGAUAAACUCCUCCACCUCUACCAGACUGCUGUGGACCAGGCCUUACAGAGUGAGUACGGACACCUGGACUUGUUCCUCCGCUUCCUCCUGGGCCUCUCUCUGGAGCCUAAUCAGAAUCGCCUACGAGAUCUGGCGAGGCAGAGAAGUAGACGAAGAUGGACCAAGCAGAAAACAAUGUCUUACAUCAAGGGGAAGAUAGAUGGAGAUCUCUCUCCAGAGAGAACCAUAAAUCUGUUCCACUGUCUGAAUGAGCUGAACGACUGUUCUCUAGUGGACCAGAUCCAACUGUCCCUGACAUCAGGAAGUCUGUUCAAAACGCAUGUCUCUCCUGCUCAGUGGUCAGCUCUGGUCCUCAUCUUACUGUCAUCAGAAAAGGAGCUGGAAGUGUUUGACCUGAAGGAAUACUCAGCUUCAGAGGAGGGUCUUCUGAGGCUGCUGCCAUUGGUCAAAGCCUCCAAAACAUCUCUGCUCAAUGGCUGUCAUCUGUCAGAGAGAUGCUGUGAAGCUCUGGCCUCAGUUCUCAGCUCCAACUCCUCUAGUCUGACAGAGCUGGACCUGAGUACCAAUGAUCUGCAGGAUUCAGGAGUGAAGCUGCUCUCUGAUGGACUGGGGAGUCCACACUGUACACUGGAAACUCUCAGGCUGAAUCGCUGUCAGCUGUCAGAGAGAUGCUGUGAAGCUCUGGCCUCAGUUCUCAGCUCAAGCGCCUCUAGUCUGAGAGAGCUGGACCUGAGCAACAAUGAUCUGCAGGAUUCAGGAGUGAAGCUGCUCUCUGCUGGACUGGGGAGUCCACACUGUACACUGGAAACUCUCAGCUUGUCUGGCUGCCUGGUCACACAGGAAGGCUGUUUAUCUCUGAUCUCAGCGCUGAGCUCCAACCCCUCCCACCUGAGAGAGCUGGACCUGUGCUACAAUCACCCAGGAGACUCUGGAGCUGAGCUGCUCUCUGCUUUACUGAAGAAUCCACACUGGAGACUGGACACUCUCAGUGUGGAGCACGGUGGAGUGUUGAGGCUGAAACCAGUUCCAUUGAGAUAUGCCUGUGAACUCACACUGGACCCCAACACGGCCAACGAAUACCUCUCUCUGUCUGAGGACAAGAGCAAGGUGACGCUGGUUGGAGAGGACCAGUCGUAUCCGGAUCACCCAGACAGAUUUGACUACUAUCCCCAGGUGUUGGGUAGGGAGGCUCUGACUGGCCGCUGUUACUGGGAGGUAGAGUGGGAAGGAGAGGUUGUUAUAGGAGUGACAUACAGAGGAAUCCCAAGGAGAGGACGGGGUGGUGACAGCGGGCUUGGAGAGAACAACAAGUCCUGGAUUCUUUAUUGUCGUGAUGAUCGUUACUCUGCCUGGUACGACGGUAUAGAGACAGCCCUCCCUCUCCCCCCCGCUGGCUCCACCAGAGUAGGAGUGUAUCUGGACCGGCCUGCUGGCUCUCUGUCCUUCUACAGAGUGUCCCCAGGUGGAGGAGGGUCCUCAGACACACUGACACACAUCCACACCUUCCAGGCCUCCUUCACCCAGGAGGACCUCCUCCCUGGGGUUGGGAUAGGGUGGGGGUCCUCAAUGUCUCUUUGUUCGUUGUAGACACACACACACACACACACACACACACACACACACACACACACACACACACACACACACACACACACACACACACACACACACACACAAUCAUGAGUGAGAGCAUAGAGAGGCCUCAGGUGAGCUCUGCUGGGUUGUAGAGGAGCUGCUCUGGCCUGGUCAGGAUCGGAGGGGGGGUACAGACUGAGUUACAUGUGUGGGUCUAUGUUUUCUCAGAUAGGGGUCAUCAAGUUAUCUCCCUGUGUGUUUCACCGGAUGACCGUCCCCCAACCGACCCCCACGGGGACUGCCCCGAUCUUGUCGCCCCCCCCCUCAGGGUAGCUGUGUUAGAGGGCCCACCCCGUCCCAAGGUCUGGUGCCCCAAACGUCUCAAAGCUUCUAAGGCUCAGCCUUCCUCUUGGCCCUUUACUGUAACGCGUCAAUUUGUAUUAAUCGUGUUAAAAUAAGAUUGCGUUAAAGCGUAAUUAAUGUUUUAACUUGUCCAGCCCUAGUAUAUAUAAAUAUAAACUCACAUAUACACACACAGUAGCACCCAUAUAUAAACACACACAUGCAUAUUCAAACAAGUGAGCACACAAACACUGUAUGUAUAUAUCAAGACGCAAAGGAUUUCUUGGGCUUCUGAAAGUUAAUUAACUCUGAAAGGAAAAGACUUAAGACCUUCCAUGAGGUUAACUAAGCAGGUUUUACAAAGAAUAUAUUUCUAAUGACAAAUGCAUUUUAAAUAUUGAUUGAUAGUGAAUCGAAAUAUGUUUAUACUACAAUAUUUUGUAUGUUUUCAGCCGUUUAGAGUUUCAUAAUGCAUUGCUCUUAAAUAAUUUUUAUAUUCAUAAUGCAAGUGAUCAAUUCAUGUGCCUGAAAAAGCCUAUAAACUGAUCACUUUUAUUAUGAAGGAAAUAUGCUUUGUUACUUUUCUUAUUUGAGAAAUAACUUGAACAUCGUUUUUGUUUAUUGAUUUUUCAUGCUUUUCGUUUCAUGUCAUUUUUUUAUAUGUUUGAUUAUUAUUGAUACAGGGUAUACCUUCGGUGAAUUUAAAUUCCUACAUACAGGCUACAGGGCAGUCUCUAGGCUUUAUGUGAAAAAAAGAAAAUGACCAAGCAUUUGUUUAUAAUUCAUUUGAAAAAAAAAGUGUGUAUAAUCAGCACCCACUCACCUAACAGACGGAGAGAACAUCACGCAAUUGGGUUAUAUGACUUAUAUCCUAAUACAUUUUCUUACACAACAGUACUUUUAUCUAUUGUCUUGAUAUUAUUGGAUUAUGUAAUAAUCCAAUAAUUAUUAUUGUAUUGGAUUGAUAUUAAUGUAACUAAUGCACUGGUCUAUGAAACCAAAAUAAGUAGAUGCGAAUGUAUGUCGAUGCAUUUUAAUGCAUAGUUUUAUAAUUGUGAACACGAAAACAUACACAGGCCUAAUAAAACCAUUUUUUUUGCAAAUACAAA